CACUGUGACGUAUCUCACUCGAUAAGAUGAGCAAACGAUUGAAGCUGGCCGGUUUCUCAUCGAGAACCUUACGUUCGAGCAAAACUCUCGUCGACGCGGACUCCUCGGAGAAAACGUCAUCCUACUUCGCCGACGAGAAAAAAUCAGCGAGAACCGCCGCGAAGAAACGUACACCAGUCAAGAUCGAAGUGACAGACGAUGAAACAGAUGUCAAAGAUAUCAAGAGUGUGACGCCGAUUGUAGUAAAAAGCGAAGAUGCGGAAGUAUCGGACAUAAAAGAUAUUAAACCCGAGGAACUUGAAACGAAGAACGAGAAACAAUCGACAGACUUGAAGAACAGUAAGGAUGAGAAGCGAUGGAUGCCGCCAAAUUGGGAGACCAUUCUUGAAAACAUUAAAGAAAUGAGAAAGCAUGAGACGGCUCCAGUUGACACGAUGGGUUGCCACAAGUGUACGGACCCUAAUGCCAACCCUGUGGUGUCCAGGUACCAGUCGUUGGUGGCCCUGAUGCUAAGUAGUCAAACAAAGGACCAGGUUACACAUGCCGCUAUGCAGCGGCUAAACAUGUAUGGCUGUAAACCAGAUAUAAUAGCAGCUACUCCGGAUGAUGUUCUGGGCAAACUUAUAUAUCCAGUUGGAUUUUGGAAAAGGAAGGUGGAAUAUAUAAAAAAGACAUCAGUGAUUCUUCUAGAUAAAUACAGUGGAGACAUACCAAAAACAGUAAAGGAAUUAUGUGACUUGCCAGGUGUGGGUCCCAAAAUGGCUCACUUAUGCAUGCGAGUUGCAUGGGGAGAGGUAUCUGGCAUUGGCGUGGAUACACAUGUUCAUAGAAUUUGUAAUAGAUUAGAAUGGACAAAGAAGUCAACUAAAACACCAGAGGAAACGCGAAAGGAGUUGGAGGGUUGGCUUCCCAAACCUCUGUGGAGUGAAGUAAAUCAUCUCCUUGUCGGUUUUGGUCAAGAAACUUGUCUACCUCGAUUUCCAAAGUGCUCGGAAUGUCUCAACAAAGAUAUUUGCCCGUACUCCUCUAAAGGCAGUGGAAAGAUGAAGAAGUAAUAAAUACACAUUUUUAUGUAUACACAAAGUUUUUUACAAAUAUAUUUAUUUAAAGU
Monomorium pharaonis (pharaoh ant) is the source of this 1111-nucleotide messenger RNA. It is a transcript of the gene Nthl1, whose product is annotated as endonuclease III-like protein 1. The transcript is spliced from 2 exons. The record is from RefSeq and is a predicted model, not a curated record. Gene Ontology annotation, biological process: base-excision repair, AP site formation; base-excision repair; nucleotide-excision repair. The coding region runs from base 27 to 1055 and encodes 342 amino acids. Lineage: Eukaryota; Metazoa; Arthropoda; Insecta; Hymenoptera; Formicidae. Gene Ontology annotation, molecular function: oxidized pyrimidine nucleobase lesion DNA N-glycosylase activity; DNA binding; DNA-(apurinic or apyrimidinic site) endonuclease activity. Gene Ontology annotation, cellular component: nucleus.